This is a messenger RNA of Aspergillus terreus NIH2624, 1149 nucleotides long. RefSeq lists its product as uncharacterized. Bases 1 to 1149 code for a protein of 382 amino acids. The record is from RefSeq and is a predicted model, not a curated record. Lineage: Eukaryota; Fungi; Ascomycota; Eurotiomycetes; Eurotiales; Aspergillaceae. The transcript has 7 exons.
AUGCCCACAACGACAGGCAACGCCUCGGAAGUCGAGAAUGACAGUCACUUGGGUAUCAUUAUAGGCGUGCAGACGGCAUUGACAGUACUUGCUGUCAUUGUCGUCUCCCUGCGUCUAUAUGUUCGGACUAGGCUGGUCAGGAGUUUUGGGAGGGAUGACUGGACGAUGGCGAUUGCUGGUGCAUGCCAUGGCCUCGGCCGUCAUAUUCAAUUCAUCGACUCGAUGGAUCAGAUGAGAAUGAACCAAGCAGCGUUCUGGCAAGUCAUCAUCUGCUCAGCGACGGGGAUGGCUUUUCUUAAGACAUCCAUUGCCUUGAAUCUUCUGCGGUUCAGUCCGGCGAGAUGGUAUGCGGUGUGUCUAUGGGCGAGUAUAGGAUUUGUCGUUGCCUACAAUUUCAUGGCCGCGAUGACUUUUUUUCUGCACUGCAAGCCUAUGCAGGCGCAUUGGGAUACCCGAAUCAAAGAUGCCAAGUGCUAUCCAGUGAAUCUGUUUGUCGAUUUCGCUCUAAUCAACACAUCGUUCAACAUCUUCACGGACGUCCUCUUUGCGACGGUCCCAAUCCCGAUUGUGUGGAACCUACAAAUGAAGCGGCGUGUCCGCUUCUACCUCAUCGGCGUCUUCAGUCUCGGUUAUAUUGCGGUGGGCAUGGGCGUUGUGAAGGCGGUCUAUCAGAUCGCAUAUGCUACAGACCUUGAUUCAUUCUUCAAUGAUUCUAUAAUGUUCUGGGCACUUGUUCAGUUCAACAUCGGAAUCCUCGCCGCCUGCGUCCCGUCCCUAAAGCCCCUCGUCAGCAAGGCCCUUAAACUGUCCGAAUACACAAACUCCCGUUCCCGCUCGCGGGGCGUCUACGGAAGCAGUGCGGGAGGUGCGUUCGCAACCAGCAGAAACAGCCGGCGCGUCUGGUCCAUGCAAAGGAGGGACCAAUACGCCCUGGAAGAGCUGCAGAGCAGCGAUGCGUCGGGGCACAGGGAUUCCGACGACGUUCAAUUAACCGGAGCCUCGCGUGGGCCUGGGCCGAGCUAUACAACGCAGGUAGAUGCGGGUGCGGUGUCCGAGGAGGAUGGGAGACACUCGCCAGGACGCCAUGUCGAGAAUGGGAUUUUGAAAACGACACAAUGUACGGUCGUGAGUAUGCGAGCGGCUGACUAG